AUUACUUUUCCAUCAAUGGUCCAGUUUCAGAGUCUAUAUAUAUCAAAUUGUGACAAGAGCGUCUCACAUUCUCACAUUAUGGAAGGAACUUCUCGAGCUCUUUCUAAUACCAUAAGAUUCGUUGGUCUACUUGGUAGUCAUGCUCUUGGUAGCAAUCCAAGGUUCAUGGCUACAGCGGUUGACCUAGGACGGGAAUUGGUAAGGCGAAAAAUCAGGCUUACCUACGAAGGAGGUAAUGUUGGCCUUCAAGGAGCUGUAGCUUCAACAGUCUAUAAUAAUGGUGGUAGAGUUAGAGGUUUCAUACCAAGGUAUAUAGCAACACGAGGGGUCUAUGGACCAACAUAUGGUGCGGAGUACACCGUCUCCAGCAAUUACUAUAAGUAUUUCGAGAUGAAUCAUAUUGUGGAAGCCUUCAUUGUACUUCCUGGAGGGAUUGACACUAUCGAAGGUUUGUUCACCUUAAUCUCAUGGACAUCUGAAGGGUUGUACAGCAGACCUAUUGGUCUCUUAAACAUUGACAGUUAUUUCAAUAACCUAAUCAAGUUUCUAGAUGAUGCGGUGAGGCAAAACUUCAUGGCCUCCAACCAGAGGAAACUUUUCAUUUCCUCUUUCUUUGUUGAUGAGCUUUUGGACAAGCUAGAGUUUGCUAAGGCUUUCCCAGGUCCUGGUGCUAGUUAUGAAGAGUUUGCAAAUCCUGGAAGAGAUGUCGUGGAGGAUGCGGAUGCAGGACUUUGAAAAUACUCACUCAAUGAUCCGAAAAUCGUUUUGCUCUGAUACCAAAAUGUAACACCCCAAUCCGUAUAACCCGGAAUUACACGAAUUAAGGUGAAACGAGGGUAAAUUAAAAAUUUCGCUUGACAUUUGAAAAUGACAAUUACUUAUAAAUAUCAAAUUUACAGACUCUGGAUCGCGACCCAUUUAAAAAUAUUUUCAGAGUAAUACGAAAAUACAAUAAUAAUCAAAUCAUGACACAUUUUAAAAUCUGAUGAUCAACAUUUGUCUGCCAUCCUUGCAUCUCCUCUGACUCAAUGCCCUCCGGGAGUGGUUCCAUCAUUGUCUUCUUGUUACCUACGUGUAGUCAACGAAAAAUACAAACUACACGCUCAGCGAAACCGCUGAGUGGUACCACACUAGAACUGUAGAAUGAU
Messenger RNA from Cuscuta campestris, 1148 nucleotides. The record is from the annotation of a GenBank genome assembly. NCBI's taxonomy places the organism in Eukaryota, Viridiplantae, Streptophyta, Magnoliopsida, Solanales, Convolvulaceae.